This is a messenger RNA of Cooperia oncophora, 258 nucleotides long. The record is from the annotation of a GenBank genome assembly. Lineage: Eukaryota; Metazoa; Nematoda; Chromadorea; Rhabditida; Trichostrongylidae.
AUGGCUGAAACCAGGUUGGAUAGUCAGAUGGCCGAGCCUUCACUGUCCUUCUCGAAGAACGACAUGAUAACCAUCACCCAGCAAAUCGAAGGAGGGUGGUGGGAAGGGACAAUUAACGGUAAAACAGGAUGGUUCCCUGCCAAUUAUGCGAGUAUCAUCACCGAAAAAGACAAGUUAAUGCGAUCGAAAUCCGUGCCAAAUGCAAGUGCUUUAGCGAAUGGUAUCAACGCUUCGAAUGGGAUAUCGGGUGAGAAUUGA